GACUACUACUGGUGGCAAGCUUGUGUUUAUGUUCAGAUGAGCAGACAUACUAGACUUGUGACUGCCAUUUAGUUCACUGAGCUAAAUCUAAAUGGUAGCUGUAAUAAUCACUUUGCCUACUUGCAACAAGAGGAAACGUAUCGUUCGCAGAUUAGGGUUAGUAAGCAAUUGAAAGACCGGGACAACAUACCACGGGGGUUCUUUGAGAGCACAGCCCGCGUCGUAUUUACAGGCUUCAGUGAAGCAUCACACUGAUGCUGGGCUAACAUUUUGGAGGGCUGCUAUCGAGAGCUUCUGUCAGCUGGACCUCGGAAGAAUGUCGCAUACAGGGCCACCUCCACGAUGGAUGAAUUGUCCACGAAGAGGGCAGCCUGUAGCAGCCAAAUUUCUUCCCUUGAAAACAAUGCUGGGUCCUCGAUAUGAUGACCAGGUUGCAGAGGAAAACCGUUUUCACCCAAGCAUGUUGUCAAAUUAUCUAAAAAGUUUAAAGGUGAAGAUGGGAUUACUAGUGGACCUGACCAACACCACUCGUUUCUAUGACCGGAAUGACAUUGAAAAAGAGGGCAUCAAAUAUAUCAAACUGCAGUGUAGAGGUCACGGGGAGUGUCCGACAGCUGAAGUUACUGGCAUGUUUAUACGGUUGUGUGAGCACUUCAUGGAGAGAAAUCCCACAGAACUGAUUGGUGUCCACUGUACACAUGGCUUCAACCGCACAGGCUUCCUCGUAUGUGCUUACCUGGUGGAAAAGAUGGAUUGGAGCAUAGAGGCAGCAGUGGCCGCGUUCGCCCAGUCCAGGCCGCCGGGCAUUUACAAAGCGGACUAUCUGAAGGAGCUCUUCCGUCGCUAUGGCGAGGUAGAGGACGCGCCCGCCGCCCCCCAGCUUCCUGAUUGGUGCUUCGACGAGGACGGCGGCGACAUGGACGACGACGGCAACACGAUUGGCCAGGAGUCCGGCCCCUCCGGCCCUUCCGGCCCCUCCGGCUCCUCAUCGGCACCCUCAGGGAAGAAGAAGAAGGAGAGGUUAAAAUUGGGCGCCGUCUUCUUGGAAGGCAUGACUGUGAAAGGGGUCGUGCAAGUCACGGACCAUCCAAAGCUGGGAGAGGUUCAGAGAAAAUGUCAAGAGUAUUCAGCGUGGGACAGGUCUGGUUUUCCAGGUGCGCAGCCUGUCUCCAUGGAUGAGCGGAAUCUACAUUUCCUCAAGCAAAACGCCUACAAAGUCAGCUGGAAGGCGGAUGGAACACGGUACAUGAUGUUGAUAAAUGGAAGAAACGAGGUCUAUAUGAUCGAUCGAGACAACAGCGUCUUUCACAUAGAGAAUCUCGAGUUUCCAUUCCGAAAAGAUCCACGCAUACACCUCACAAACACCUUACUAGAUGGGGAGAUGAUCAUAGACAAGGUGAAUGGAAAACCAAUCCCAAGAUUCUUGAUUUAUGACAUAAUCAAGUACAUGGACAAUCCUGUGGGCCAGUGCGAUUUUGGCACACGUCUGAUCUGCAUCGAAAAAGAAAUUAUCUUCCCCAGACAAGAGAAGAUGAAGACGGGCCAGAUUGACAAAACAAAAGAGCCUUUUAGCGUCAGAAACAAACCGUUUUUUGACCUCCACGCAACAGGAAAGCUUCUGGCAGGGAGCUUUACGUCUCAAGUCAGCCAUGAAAUGGAUGGACUUAUUUUCCAGCCUAUGGGGAAAUAUAAAGCUGGUCGGUGCGACGACAUCCUGAAGUGGAAGCCCCCAAGUCAUAACUCGGUUGACUUCCGGCUGAAAAUCACCAAAGUUGGUGGUGAGGGGUUAUUACCAGAGACUGUGGGUCUACUCUACGUUGGAAGUUAUGACAGGCCCUUUGCACGGAUGAAGAUCAACAAGGAACUGAAAAAGUACGACAACAAGAUCAUCGAAUGCACAUUUGUCAACAACAGCUGGGUCUUCAUGAGACAAAGAGUAGACAAGAGCUUCCCGAACUCCUACGACACAGCAAUGGCUGUGUGCAAUAGCAUACAACACCCCGUCACAAAGGAGAUACUGCUGGAGUUUGUGGACAGGUGCGUGGCGCAGAUACAGACGCGCAAACACCCCUCGGACGGUGACACCAAACUCAUGCCCCCGCCACCUCCUAAGAGAGCCAACUUGGCUGUGCCAUAAGCGCUCUCUCUCUCUCUCCCUCUCUCUCUCUCUCUCUCUCUCUCUCUCUCUCUCUCUCUCUCUCUCUCUCUCUCUCUCUCUCUCUCUCUCUCUCUCUCUCUCUCUCUCUCUAUCCGGACAGUACAGCACAGCAGAUGUGGUUUGGGACUUUUUUUGUCAUGGCUCAUUCUUGGCAGGUACAGCUUAAUUAAAGCAGUUUUGUAGCGGAUCUUGUGACAUCUACGGAUAUACUAACAAGAGAUUAUUCAACAGUUCCUGGCUGUUUUUACGGAAGGUCUGAUACACACCCCACAACCCACCCCUCCACUCCCAGAGAGACACACACACACACACACACACACACACACACACACACACACACACACACACACACACACACACACACACACACACACACACACACACACACACACAAGCAUGCAUUGUCAUUGCUGUUUGUGUUGUUAAUGUUGGUUUUAUUGCGUUCAUUUUACCCUUUGUUUUGUUUUAGCGAAGCAGCUGUAGAUGCUGCCUUUGAGGAGUACAUCUCCUGUAGCUAACAGGCCUCUCAUCCUAUGGCUUAUCAUUGAACCUGGGUGUGUGCGUGUGCGUGUGUGGGUGUGGGUGUGUGUGUGUGGGUGUGUGUGUGUGGGUGUGGGUGGGUGUGCGCGUGUGUGUGUGUGUGUGUGUGUGUGUGGGUGUGGGUGUGUUUGAAUGACAGUUGUCACAAACAUGGGAUCCGUUUUUCUUUUUCCUUCUUUUUAUUUCUCCGAUAUCCAUCUCUUCACACACCCAUUCCUUUCGAUUGUAUCAGAAUCAGUUGUAUUUAAAAACAAAUACCAUCACCCAUCAAGUGACUGUUCCACCAUUUUUUUUUCUUUCUCUUGAUCCAUUAAAAUAUGAGGUCAAAGCUGUCAA
Engraulis encrasicolus (European anchovy) is the source of this 3034-nucleotide messenger RNA. It is a transcript of the gene rngtt, whose product is annotated as RNA guanylyltransferase and 5'-phosphatase. Gene Ontology annotation, molecular function: mRNA guanylyltransferase activity; ATP binding; mRNA 5'-triphosphate monophosphatase activity. Gene Ontology annotation, biological process: 7-methylguanosine mRNA capping; protein dephosphorylation. Bases 317 to 2137 code for a protein of 606 amino acids. NCBI's taxonomy places the organism in Eukaryota, Metazoa, Chordata, Actinopteri, Clupeiformes, Engraulidae. The transcript is spliced from 16 exons. The record is from RefSeq and is a predicted model, not a curated record.